Molecule: messenger RNA, 954 nt
Organism: Paraglomus brasilianum
Lineage: Eukaryota; Fungi; Glomeromycota; Glomeromycetes; Paraglomerales; Paraglomeraceae
Source: the annotation of a GenBank genome assembly
AUGAUUAAUAAAUCCCAUUCCUCCGCAUUAUUAUAUUUCUCGCUGACAUCGUUGGCAUCAAUAACAUAUCAGCAUCUUUGUCUAAUCAAAACCGCUAUCCAGCAGACAACAGAUUCCCUUACUCUUGUGAUAGAUAUUCUAGAUAUUGACGAAUAUCGAAAUACAUGGACACCAAUACAUGACUUGUUGUCGACGUUGUAUGUAGAGGCAGCUAAAUACUGCAAUGAAAUUGACAAAACAUUAUUUGAUCUAAAUAUCGUAUUUGGCGGAUGGUGUGGAUAUGAUGUCGGAAUUGACGAUACAUACGAAGUGUUAUUUGGGCACAUGGAGGAUCAGAACUAUCUAUUAAACAUUAACAUGCGUCGAAAACAGUCAUUCCUUCCUGAAAUUCCAAUCCAUUUAAUCGCUUGUUCACCUGUACACACGCAAGUGAUAAAUAUUGAUCAAAGAAGCGUUGCUACCAAAACGUAUAACGUUGUAGCAGUCGGCGGGACAUUUGAUCACUUGCAUUCGGGACAUAAAAUAUUAUUGACCAUGAGCGUAUGGAUUACAAAGAAGAAACUCAUAUGUGGAGUAACGGGAGAGAAUAUGCUAACUAACAAGAAAUACAGGGAAGUCAUGGAGUCACUUGAUACGCGGAUCGAAAACGUACAAAAGUUCCUAAAUAAAAUAAAAAGAGGGCUUACAUAUGAGGUGGUUCCAAUAUAUGACAUCUAUGGCCCAACAGCUACGGAUCCAGAAAUAGAAGCAUUGGUAGUGUCUAAAGAGACACUAGAGGGAGCUAAUUUAAUCAACAAAGAGCGCGCUCUCAAUGCACUUCCUCCACUUGAAUUUGCUGUCAUUGAGGUGAUCUCAUCAACAAGCACUACGCUGAAGGACGAAGACUUAAAGAAUCUAAAACUGAGUUCUACCUUUCUCAGAGAAUAUAUAUUUAACAAGAAUGAAGGCAAAUAG